AUGACGAAGGAUGUGUCGCGUGAUGAAACCGAGAGCCGGGCAGUUGCUGAGCUUGUCACCACAUUGUGGCAAGAAAGAAAUGCUUCCACUCAAUACCUUUUUCGAUUAUACAGAGAGCUUCCUGCUCCAGGUAUCACAUUACUCUCGAAGCGGACCCGCGGUGCCCUGUUGCGUCGGUUUGCGAAUCCGCGAGACCGGCGAUGGGUAGAUGCUCGUCGCUACUUGGCCUUGGUGGAGGACAUGGUACUCGCCGGGCUUCCUGUAUCCCUCUCACUCUGGUCUUCUGCCAUCCACCUAGCUGGCCGAGCGAAUGGCACGGUUUUGAAGAAAGACCUUAUCCGAGCUAUUGGCCUGUGGCAGCAGAUGGAACAUGUUGCUGGUGUGCAAGCUGACGAAGUGGUCUUCAACAUCCUAUUCGACAUCGCCAUCAAAGCUGGUCAAUUUUCAGUUGCGAAUCGGCUAGAGCAGGAGAUGGUCAAGCGGGGCAUGGGCUUCUCGCGCUGCGGAAAGGUCUCCAAGAUUUACUAUUAUGGCAUGAUCCGGGAUGCAGAAGGCAUUCGAAGAACAUUUGAUGACUUCGUGCAAUCCGGGGAGAUCGUCGACACGGUUGUCAUGAACUGCCUGAUCGCUUCUUUCCUGCAGGCUGGCGAGCGGCAAACAGCAGAACAGCUGUACGCACGCAUGCUAGAAAAGCAGCAAAGUGAACGCAACGCCAAUCGCAAUUCCGAAGACGGAGCAUUGGUUCGAUCUGGCGCUGCGGACUUGACCUACAACAUGCCAGAAUAUCGACAAAAAACAAAAAAGUUAGGCCGUGUGUUAAAGAAGUCCUUGGCCCUCAAACGGCAGUAUCCUGAAUAUCACCGUGCUCUUCAGGACUCUCUCUCUCUGUCACCCGACACGCGGACUUUCUACAUCUUCCUACGACACUACGCCUACACAUCUGGUCAGCUGGACUGUUUCAUGGCUGUUGUAGGUGACAUGGAAAAGACCUUCAAGGUCCCCCCACGCGGCAUCAUCUAUCUCUUCCUCUUUGAAGGAUUUGCCAUCCAUGGUCGGAAGAAAAAGCAAUGGACCCCGGAAAAUCUCCGGUUGACCUGGCACGCAUACAUUCGGGCUUUACACGACUCGAAUGCAAGACUUCGUGGACUAUACCUGAAUAGUCGCAAGAAUGCAUGGGAGAACCCACUUGCUCAGACUGUGGAAAUCGACAUGGAAGAAGAGCUGCCAGUGAGCGAUUCUCCCGAUGGACUAUAUAUGUCUUUGCCAUCAGCAGACGGAGAGCCCAGCGUUGCGGAGCAGCCACAGGAAGGCGAGAAAAAGGCCGAGCCCUCUACCACACAAGACCCUGAUCCCGAGGCUCUCGAGUCAGGCCAAUCGGAGUCUAUCCCAGAUGAACAUGAUGACUUUAUGUCUCAAGAUGAACUCGACGAAGUGUUCAGGCCACGCUCCCAUUCUGAGUCUGAUCCUAGACAGCACAUCGAUCGUCGCGUUGAAAAUGGUGUUUUCAUCGGGCGUCGCAUGAUCACCAUUAUCCUACGAGCAUUUGGAACAUGCUGUGGCCCCAAAGAGGUCCUGGAUGUUUGGCUGCAACUCGAGCGGCUCUGGCAUCCUCAGCAUCGCAGAGCGAUUGACGUCCUUGCCAUAAAGGAAGAACUUGAUAAACAGAUGUCAAGGAAUCCGCACCGGAAGGACUGA
This is a messenger RNA of Penicillium arizonense, 1695 nucleotides long. Its product is annotated as pentatricopeptide repeat protein. Gene Ontology annotation, molecular function: protein binding. Bases 1 to 1695 code for a protein of 564 amino acids. The transcript has a single exon. NCBI's taxonomy places the organism in Eukaryota, Fungi, Ascomycota, Eurotiomycetes, Eurotiales, Aspergillaceae. The record is from RefSeq and is a predicted model, not a curated record.